AUGGAACCGCCGGCACCUGACGCGCGGAAACCGACACCGGAACCGGAAGUGGGGUUUGAUUUUGGGAGGUUUUUGGAGAUGUUGCGACAUCGUUCCGCCGAUCCCGUUGCUCGAUACAUGAAAUCUUUUUUGUCCGAGUUCGCGAAAAAGCAAUGGCGAGUCGAGGAGCAGGUGAGGAUUAUUCAAGAAUUCCUCGAUUUCAUACACGAGAAGAUGAGUGCGCCAGGGACACCCUGGGCCAACGUCUCAGACGCGGAGUUCGCCAACGCAAGAGAAGGAAUGGAGAAGCUCGUGAUGAACCGGCUGUACGCUCUGACGUUCUCGCCGCUGGUGAUCGAGAAGCGGAAGAAAGAGCAAGGGAGGGAAAAGGGGGUGAGAGAGACAGGGCAUGAAGAGGAUGUGGAAAGGGAUGAGCAAUUGGAGAUGAAGAUGAGGGUGUAUGCGUGGGUGAGGGAGGAACAUUUGGAUAUCCCGUGUACACCGAUGAACGAGACGUUCCUUAAGUUGGCUGGUGAAGAGCUGUGCAAGAUCAACUCAUACAGAGCACCGAGGGAUAAAUUGAUCUGUAUCCUUAACUGCUCAAAAGUCAUCUUCGGCCUCCUCCGCCACGCCUCCAUCACCGAAUCCGCAGACUCCUUCCUCCCAUUUCUCAUCCUCGUCAUCCUACGCUCGCGUCCCGCGCACCUUAUCUCGAACCUGAUGUUUGUGCAAAGAUUUAGGGGGGAGGGUGGGUUAGGAGGGGAGGGUGGUUAUUACUUGAGCAGUUUGGGGGGAGCAGUUGGGUUUUUGGAGGGGAUUGGGAGGGGGGAUUUAACGGUGAGCGAUGAAGAAUUUGAGCGGAAUGUUGAGAAUGCGAUUUCGACGAUAGCGGAAGAGGAUGCACACCUCGCGGCUACUGCUUCACCAUCAGAACCCUCGACCCCACCUCCAGUCACUACACCACCACCAGACGAAACCGAAACUGAAAUCGAAGCCCCGGUAGUAGUGACCACACCCCGGCCAUUACUUGCACCAACACGCGAGAUAUUAUCAAAGUCCUCUAACGCGAUCAAAACGAUAUCAAAACCUUUGAGUGGGAUUGGGAGCAGGUUUUGGAGUACGGCGGCGGCGGUGAGUGACAGUGUGCGCGGGGGCGGACAAGUUACGGAAGAUGAAGGGGAGGUGGUGGAGGAUAAGGUGAGAGGAGGGACGGGGUUGGAUGAGGGGGAGGAGAGGGGGGCGAGGGUUGGCAGACGGGGGUCAAGGCCAGGAGAGGAUGAGGGUGAGGGUGGGGAUGGACCGCCAUUACCGGCUCGACGGUCGACACUUUCGACUCAAGUGACGCCGUUCACCGGCCUACCACCCGACCUCACCGCCGAAUCCGCCUCAAUGGAGACUUACGAAGCCGAACGUCGGGCUCGGGAGGAACAUGCGGAGACAGUUGAGACGUUAGCUCAGAUGUUUCCGGGUGUGGAGAGGGAGGUUGUCGAGGUUGUUGUUAUUGAGAAGGCUGGGAGGGUUGGAAGUUGUGUUGAUGUGUUGUUGGAGAUGGGGGGAUGAAUACCUAGUUAAGCAUAUAGCAUUGCGUAUUGUUUUUCUCGAG
This is a messenger RNA of Saitoella complicata NRRL Y-17804, 1582 nucleotides long. RefSeq lists its product as uncharacterized. The coding region runs from base 1 to 1539 and encodes 512 amino acids. Gene Ontology annotation, biological process: vesicle-mediated transport. NCBI's taxonomy places the organism in Eukaryota, Fungi, Ascomycota, Saitoellomycetes, Saitoellales, Saitoellaceae. The transcript has 4 exons. The record is from RefSeq and is a predicted model, not a curated record. Gene Ontology annotation, cellular component: cytosol; endocytic vesicle. Gene Ontology annotation, molecular function: guanyl-nucleotide exchange factor activity; ubiquitin binding; small GTPase binding.